AUGCAGCGGCAAGUCGAAAUCUCAUAUCGCUUCUUGGCCGAUGAGAGAGUCUUUCCUCACUGCGCAUGCCUCACCUCUUUGUCCUUUGUCCAUGCCGGGGAGCGCAGCCAGCUCCUCUCAUGUUGGGAGAUCCACUGUUUCUCUGCGCUCCCUCUUCUCCCACAAGUCAUUCUGGGUCAGCAUCUCAUCCCUUCUGCUCCUGCUGAUCCUUUCCUUGGGAUUGACGGGAUACCUCUGGCUCACUCAGGCUCACUCUUGGCGGUCGUGGACCUGCAGAAUGAGCGGGUGACGCUUUAUGUGACAUCCUUGCCGAAUCAGACGUCCACUGUGCUCUUUGACGUGAAACAUGGCUUGACGUGCUACAAACCAGCCGACCAAAGCAGCUGCUUCCUGCGAUGGAUGGGGCAGUCGGACUAUGACAACGUGAACUCUCUGCUCUGCAAGUCAACGCCCAAGCAGAGGCUCUUUGAGCUGCGUGGAAAUGAGACGCAGAGGCAGAUGGAGUUCCUGGGAGUGCUGGCAGCCAGUCAGGUGAACAUAUCCACUCUGGAUGAGCCUUUUCAGACUCUGUGUCAGGACAGAUCCAUCCACUGGACCCGUAGGGCUGAAGGCCCUGGAAAACAGAGGCUGGUGUACUUCUGCAUCGACAUCUGCUUCCCUAGCAACAUCUGCGUGUCCGUGUGUUUCUACUACCUGCCCGAGUGA
Molecule: messenger RNA, 705 nt
Organism: Menidia menidia (Atlantic silverside)
Lineage: Eukaryota; Metazoa; Chordata; Actinopteri; Atheriniformes; Atherinopsidae
Source: the annotation of a GenBank genome assembly